Aspergillus pseudonomiae is the source of this 1149-nucleotide messenger RNA. RefSeq lists its product as uncharacterized. The record is from RefSeq and is a predicted model, not a curated record. The coding region runs from base 1 to 1149 and encodes 382 amino acids. The transcript has 4 exons. NCBI's taxonomy places the organism in Eukaryota, Fungi, Ascomycota, Eurotiomycetes, Eurotiales, Aspergillaceae.
AUGUACCCAUUCAAUCCCACGACAUAUGAUAUCGCUGAGCAAGGAACGAGUGAUGAGCACCUGGAUUACGCCUAUGCUACCCAGAAUGUACUAGACCGUCAUCUAGCAUCGGCAAAUACUGUCCCAGCAACGCAGGGAGGCUCCCAGGUUGAUCCAUCUUUGCUGCGCAGUUCUUUUCCAAUAGGACAGGAUGAGGCAGGCAGUCUCUAUGAUGCCUUUCUUACUCCACGAGAACAAGAAACACACCAUCGAUCUCCUAACAAAAGCCAAUCUGAACUGUUAGCACCGGUCCUUCAGAUGCUGUCCGAGGUGCUAGGUCAGAAGACGGAUGGGAAGGCAAACGGAAGCGUCCAUGAACAAGCCAGCGAGCAGAAUGGCGGAGGAGCUGAUGAUGGUGGUGACGCACAGGUGAAGUAUUUAAGGCAGAAGGUUGACAGGCUUACUUCACGGGUCGACGCCAUGGAAAGUAGACUUCAACAACUGUUUAUGCUCACUGUGCUAAAGGACUUUCUGGAUCACGAGCAGGUGAUAAGGUUCUAUCAGCAUCAGUUAGAGCUUCGCCUUAGGGAGGACAACGCUCGUUUCCAGCAGGAGCAGAAUCUCAACGACCACUUGGAACAAAGAUUGCUAGAUAUGCAGUGGAUAAACUACCAUCUCGAUGCUCGUAUUACCCAGAUGUCUGAGAGGACAGAAACACUUCAACAGGAUUUAGUAUUGGAGCGAGCAAAAUCCCAAGAUUUGGAGUGCCGCGUGGCGACCUUAUCUAUGAUCAACCAUUCCCUCAUGAAUUCAUCGACAGCAACAAUAUCCGCUACCAGAAAUGCUCUAGACAAUUCAACAGAUCCUUCUCAAUUAUAUCUCGAAAAUAAGAGCUACCAGGAAACUAUCAAGGAUCUUCGGACAACGGUCAUGUUAAAGGAGGAAGUUAUACAAACGCUCCAAUCAACUAUACAGUUAGCCCUCGGUCUAUACUCCCCUUACUCUCCGGCCGAUCAAAGCGAUGGCUCAACCACAGUCAUAGACCAAAAAGAUGAAUAUGGUAAUAGUGACGCCUGUGCUCCCCUCAACAUAACAGUUGGCUGCUACGUGGAGGGAACAAAUGAGCACAUGAUUGGAAAAGCCGCAUUGGAGAUGGAUGGGAUUGAGUAA